This is a messenger RNA of Liolophura sinensis, 2775 nucleotides long. RefSeq lists its product as uncharacterized. The record is from RefSeq and is a predicted model, not a curated record. The transcript is spliced from 6 exons. Lineage: Eukaryota; Metazoa; Mollusca; Polyplacophora; Chitonida; Chitonidae. Bases 632 to 1066 code for a protein of 144 amino acids.
GUGUGGAAUAUGAAGAUCAGACAGGAGUUUUACCUGCCUGACGGUAUGAACGAUUGGUAUUAAGUUCGUACAGUGCUUAAGUCGACACAGUAAGGCGCGCUAGGUGGGCAGCGCGGAUACUGAAGCCACAGGCACAAGGUAGACCACGUCUUCACGUCUUUUCACCGCCUCGGGGAAACUGAACGGGGAAUGUUCGUGGAUUUUGUCAGUUACAAUUCUUUUUCCAGCUUUUCCUUGCCGGUAUUAACGUUUGACGUUGAAACAACAGUUACUAAAUACACUUUCUAAACGACGUCCAACUGUUUGCUGUCACAAGAGCUACAACAUUCUCGAAGAGUGUGAAUUUCUAGGUCAAAGGUCAACAUAUCCAUCCUUUCGGUGCGCUAAGCUCUCGGAUCUCAAUUAAUGACAAAUCUUUGAGAUCUUCCACACCGUGUGGGUCAGCUUGACUGUCCACGAACCUUGUAAAGUCACCAGAAAGUGAUAUCUAUAAGAUAUUUAUGCUCAAUCCCGCCUUGUCAGGCAGUCUGUUUGGACUAACCCCCACCUGGGAGACGUUUUCUGUGCAUUCGAGUGAUGUAGCUAUCCCCAGAAGACAACACUGUGUUAAUUUGUUCAGGGGCUUCAGGCAAUGGCGUCACGCCCCAUGGCGUCACCAGGCAUGACGUCACAAUGUGUCCUUUCGUCGUGCUGUGUAUUAGUCGUGAUUUUGAAACAGAGUUUGUCAGAAGCUGCAACCAUAAGCACUGAUGUAAGUCUGCCAAUGAAUACAUCUGAAAAUGUGACAGUAAACGAAACAUUUGAGAUGGCAACCCAGGAACAGUUUACAAACACAACUAGCGGGAGCACAGCGGCCACGAUUGCUUCAAGUACAGUCGUGACAAACUCUACCCAAGAUGUUGAGGACCAUGAGGACUACACGGGCGUGAUUGUCGGCUCAUCAGUAGCUGGGGGUCUCGGGGUCGUCCUAGUCACGGUGUGCAUCUGCUGUCUCAUCCGCUCUAGACUGAAGGUCAGACGCAAGCAACCAAGUAUAUCCACCAUAUACAACACAACCGAUGGUUGACCGGUUACGAAAUGAACAGAAUCUCGGCAAGGUACCAGUUGAAAAUGGUACCCGUUCGCUCCACAACUUCCGGUCUUCUCAUGGGACGUCCUUUCUCACCGGUUAGACCUGCCUCCCUUUAUAAGGAAUCAAACUACAAUAUCAACUUUGGAUUUCUUCCUUCUCCAGUCAACGCGUACACCGCUGUUGAAUAUUAGCAAAAUUUUUACAACUUAACAGAAUGUCCGGAUUUUUAACCGUAGGAUCAUCUCAUUGAGGUUACACUCAAAAACACAUUCAUUAAUUUUAAAGAAAAUCAUUCGAUUUUAUAACGUAAUAACGCCUAAUGUGUCAUGUCCAACAUAUUAUCAUGUUAGUCUGAUGUAAUCUCUAUCUGGAUUUAUUAGAAUCGUUGUGCUAUAUACAUCCACCAUCACUCAGAAUGAGAGUGAUUUUUAACGCACGACAGCCGUUAAAAGUUUUAGUUCAAACAACGGAUUGUCUAAGGCCGAGUCGUAAGAAGAAUGCCACCCAUGUGGUCACUUUCCCCUAUUACGGGAUAUCAUCACAAGGUUAGAAAAGCAGCCAAGGGUAACGGCGAUUGGUUACUUAUUGUGUAGGAUUAUAUUUAUCACAUAGCUGUUCCCCUAACAGAGCAGACCCAGGAAGAUGCAUGUAGAACUGGAACAGUCCGAUGUACGUAUACAAACUACAUAUACAACAAGAACAGUCUGAUGUAACUAUACAACCUACGCAUACAACAGGAACAGUCUGAUGUAGCUAUGCAACCAACGUAUGCAUUAAGAACAGCCUGAUGUUCCUAUACAACCUACGCAUACAACAGGUACAGUCUGAUGUACUUAAACAACAGGAAUAGUCUGAUGUACAUAAACAAGAGGAACAGCCUGAUGUACAACAGGAGCAGUCCGAUGUACAUAAACAACAGGAACAGUCUGAUGUAUCUACACAACAUACAUAUACAACAGGAACAGGCUGAUGCACCUAUACAACUUUCAUAUACAACAGGAACAGUCUGAUGUACCUAUACAACCUACAUAUAAAAGAGGAACAGUCUGAUGCACCUAUAAAACCUACAUAUACAACAGGAACAGUCUGAUGCACCUAUAACACCUACAUGUAGAACAGGAACAGUCUGAUGUACCUAUACAACCUACAUAUACAACAUGCAUUUACAACAGGAACAGUUUCAUGUACCUAUACAACCUACAUAUAGAACAGGAACAGUCUGAUGUACCUAUACAACUCACAUGUAGAGCAGGAACAGUCUUGUGUACGCAUACGACAUAGACAUACAACAGGAACAGUCUGAUGUAUCUACACGACCUACACAUACAACAGGAACAGGCUGAUGCACCUAUACAACUCACAUGUAGAGCAGGAACAGGCUGAUGCACCUAUAAAACCUACAUAUACAACAGGAACAGGCUGAUGCACCUAUAAAACCUACAUAUACAACAGGAACCGUCUGAUGUACCUAUACAUUCUACAAGCACAAUAGAAACAGUCUCAUGCACUUAACCUACAUACACAACAGGAGCCGUCUGAUGUACCUAUACAACCUACAUAUACAACAGGAACAAUCUGAUGUACUUAUAGGCUACAAAACACAUGUAGUACUUCUUUUUUGCUAAUUUUGCUUAGUUGAUCCUUAGUUAGAAGCGAAGAUAUUGAUAAUAAUUUGCUCCAGAAUAAAUGACGCUCUCUUAUUA